This is a messenger RNA of Perca fluviatilis (European perch), 2814 nucleotides long. It is a transcript of the gene sfxn5a, whose product is annotated as sideroflexin 5a. NCBI's taxonomy places the organism in Eukaryota, Metazoa, Chordata, Actinopteri, Perciformes, Percidae. Gene Ontology annotation, biological process: monoatomic ion transport; mitochondrial transmembrane transport; citrate transport. Bases 146 to 1114 code for a protein of 322 amino acids. Gene Ontology annotation, molecular function: monoatomic ion transmembrane transporter activity; citrate transmembrane transporter activity. The record is from RefSeq and is a predicted model, not a curated record. Gene Ontology annotation, cellular component: mitochondrial inner membrane. The transcript is spliced from 14 exons.
UACCCUUAAUGCAAGCUGGCCACUGGACAGCUACGGCGCGCCUCUGCAGCUUGCACUUUGAUAAAGUGUUUGUAAACACUUUUAUCAUCGUAGAGAAGAAGAAGAAGAAGAAGACUGUUACAGAUUUGUGUGCGUUUGCAGCAGCAUGUCUGAAUAUGGGACAUUCCAGCAUGGCAAGUCUCGUUUCGACCAGAACACAUUUUCUGGUCGGUUCAGGCACUUCCUGGAUGUGAUUGACCCCAGCACACUCUUCGUGACCGAGAAACGUCUGCAGGAGUCUGUGGAGCUGCUCGACCGUUUCAAACAAGGAACUCUGCCUCCGGGAGUGACUGAUGCUCAGCUUUGGCAAGCUCAAAAAAUUAAGCAGGCCAUCAUCCACCCCGACACAGGGGAGAAGAUCCUCAUGCCCUUUCGGAUGUCAGGUUUUAUCCCAUUUGGCACACCAGUGGUUGUUGGCCUCCUUCUCCCAAAUCAAACAUUGCUGUCAACUAUCUUCUGGCAGUCGUUAAACCAGAGUCACAAUGCCUGUGUGAACUACUGCAACCGCAACGCCUCCAAGCCUGCUCCAUUUUCCAAAUUCGUCCAGGGAUACCUCGGAGCGGUGACCAGCGCGGUCUCUAUUGCUGUCGGGUUGAAGGUGUUAAUCCAGAAAGCCAGCCGCCUUAGCCCAACUACCAGGCUUUUGGUGCAGAGGUUCAUCCCCUUCCCAGCAGUGGCGAGUGCAAAUGUCUGCAACGUGGUGCUCAUGAGACACUCUGAGCUGUCGGAGGGCAUCAGCGUGCUGGACGACAACGGGACCGUGGUGGGAACGUCGAAAGUGGCUGCCAGGCAUGCACUUUUAGAUACAGCUCUGACCAGGGUGGUCCUCCCCAUGCCCAUUCUGAUGCUCCCUCCCAUCGUCAUGGCUGCACUGGAAAAGCUCCCUGUCCUGCAGAUACGGCGGAGGCUUGUCCUGCCCGUCCACAGUCUGGUGUGCCUCGCUGCCUUCGGCCUGGCUCUGCCUCUCGCCAUCAGUCUCUUCCCACAGAUGGCCCAGAUCAGUGUGAAUCAGCUCGAGCCGGAGAUCGCCAUGGCAACAGAUUGUAAGAUUGUGACGUACAAUAAAGGCCUGUGAGUGAUCUUCUACUGCCCGACACGGGAAGAUAGGACCCUCCGCAGGUUCAAACCCCCCCCCCCUCCCCAAAAAAAAGCUGCCAGUGAAAGAAUGAUGGUAAACUUGGCUGCGUUAUCCAAUGAGCAGUAAGCAUACGCUUACAGAGGAAGGCAUGUUGUUUACGCCAAGACAACGGUUAUUAAAUAAGCAACAACACAUGGUGACAUACUGUGAUGUAGGAAAAUAUCAUAUCGACGCCUCCGAAAGUAUUAUCACUGUGAUAACAUGGACACUUAACAAAUAGCUGAUUACCUGCUCCAUCUUGCAUGCAGAGAGAGGCCUGGUUAGCUAUGAGCUUGUCUGAUUUCUUUCUUUCUUUUUCACAACGAGCCGCCAAUUAACUGUAGAUUAAUUUGAACAAAGAUGAGAAAUAAAAAUGGGUGGAUGGAGUUAGGAUCAGGACAUGUCUGAAUGAUUGAAGUUGUGGUCUGGGUUGUAUUUGUAACUUGUAGAUGAAAUCAGGAUAAAUUAGUGAAAUGUAUUGAAAGUAGUGAAAGUUUUUUGCCCUUGUUUUUAAUUUAAUGAGGGUUUCCCAACCUUCUCUUUCAUUCCCUUUAUUCAUUUAAUAUGGUGACACUUAUACCUACAGUAUGUCUGUAACGUUUAUGCAUAAAAAAACAUUUGCACCAUAUGGGAACUUUUUAAAGCAACAUCCAACCCAACAAUCCAAUGUCAAAUGCCUGGAGGGGUAAAACUACAGAAUUGCACAAGAAAGAAUCAAAGAUUAGAGAAAAGUCUGAAAAAUAAACAUCAUUUUGUUGAUCAGAAUUUAUUUAUGUAUUUUUUUUCUUAUUUCUAACCUGGGCAGUCAUCUUGUGACCCUGGUAGGGGUCCUGACAGAAAUUCAGCCAAUUGAAAAUGUAACUCAGUCUGAUUUUGUUCUAUUGCCCCUAAAAGCCGUAAAAAAACCUUUUUAAACUUGGACCUGUGAACUAUAUUCAUUUUCAAAACGGAACUCCUUUGAAAUCAUCCAAUGACACUGUUUUUUUAUUGUAUUAAAAACCUCAUUUCAUUUAUUUAAACAGGGACAAUGCACAAGUUAACAUUAACGUUGUAUAAGAACAUGGAGAGAUAUAUUGUACCAGGUUGUAGCACAAGUGCUAUUUUCCGCCCGUAAUCUCUUGGCAGGUCAGUAACACAAUAAAUCAAUAUAUCAUGAACUCCCUUUAAAUCCCAGUCUUUGCUGUGGCUCCCUGGAACUGGAAGCAGUUUGUCAGUCACUCUAUCUCAUCUAGUCAAAUACCUAACACGUUAAAGGAGUCAUCUUUUAGAUUUGCUUCCACCUCUGUGGAAGUGCAUUUACUCUUUUUAAACUACAUUUUUGUAAUCCGACAAAGUGAAUACUUUAUAUAUACACACAGAUUAAAAUUGCAGUAAGGAUAAUUUAAAUUCUUAAAAAGGUCAUUCAAAGAGAUUUAUACAAGCACUAUUGUUCAAAUGCUGCUUUGUGUAUGUAUUUGCACUUGAUUUAUAUAAAUGUCCUGUCUCCAAGUGUUCUCUGUUGUCAUGAUCUGUGUGAUUAGUGUGUUUGUGAGGGACCGCAGCACGGUGAGCUGCCAUGCUGCGCAACAAGAAGCCGCAUGCAGGAUCAGAUGCUGGCUGUAAGUCGUGGCACACAACCAAAAAAAUACCAAGUCAUUAAACAUCCUUUUGUGAUCAAA